UCUGGCCCGGCCCGCAGUGCGCAGAGGACGCGGCGCGGGCAUGUUCCGGCUCCUGAGCCCCAGCCUGGGCCGCGGCCUGCUGCGCGCCGCGGGGAGGCGGUGCCGGGUCUGUUCGGCGCACCUGCUCCCGGGGCCGGCAGGAGGUCGGGCGCCCGAGGUGGAGGUGCCGCCGUCCCGAGUCGCGCCGCCCGGCGGGGGUUCGGGCCUGCUGCCGCUGCUGGCAGCGCUCGCGUGGUUCUCGAGGCCGGCUGCCGAGGAGGAGGAGGAGCGGCAGGGAGCGGGCGGGGCCGCCCAGGAUGCGGCGGACGCGGCGGAGGCGGAGAUCAUCCAGCUGCUGAAGCGAGCCAAGUUGAGCAUCAUGAAAGAUGAGCCAGAAGAGGCUGAGCUAAUUUUGCAUGAUGCGCUUCGUCUUGCCUAUCAGAGUGGUAACAAGAAGGCCAUCACUUACACUUAUGAUUUGAUGGCCAACUUAGCAUUUAUACGGGGUCAGCUUGAAAAUGCGGAAAAACUUUUUAAAGCAACAAUGAGUUACCUGCUUGGAGAGGGCAUCCAGCAGGAAGACAAUGCAAUAAUUGAAAUCUCUCUAAAGUUGGCUAGUAUCUAUGCUGCUCAGAAUAGACAGGAAUUUGCUCUUGCUGGCUAUGAAUUCUGCAUUUCAACUCUAGAGGGAAAAAUUGAAAGAGAAAAGGAAUUAGCAGAAGACGUUUUGUCAGUGGACGAGAAAACCAAUACCCACCUCCUCCUUGGCAUGUGCUUAGAUGCUUUCGCUCGCUACCUUCUGUUCUCCAAGCAUCCAUCACAGGCACAAAGGAUGUAUGAAAAAGCUUUGCGUAUUUCUGAAGAAAUACUAGGAGAAAGACACCCACAGACCAUUGUGCUAAUGAGUGACCUGGCGACCACCCUGGAUGCACAAGGCCGCUUGGAUGAGGCCUGUGCUUACGUGCAAAGGGCAUCAGAUCUGGCAAGACAGACAGAACAUCCUGAGCUACACAUAGUGCUCAGUAAUCUGGCUGCAAUUCUGAUGCACGGAGAACGAUAUGCGCAAGCAAAAGAGAUCUACCAGGAAGCACUGAAGCAAGCAAAGCUGAAAAGAGAUGAGGUUUCUGUGCAGCACAUCAGGGAAGAAAUGGCUGAGCUGUCCAGAAAAAGUAGACCUUGACCAAACCUCACCAAGCUCUACAUCCCUUUCUGUUGUAGGGAAUUUUCAGUAACAGCUUAUACUUCCAGUCUCAGUGGCACCCACAUCAAUGGCUUGAAUGAAUCAAAAUUAUACAUUUGUCAGAUUGGCAAAAAACAAUUUUUGGUGUGUCACAGAAUUUUAGUAAUUAGUUUGUUUGCCAUUAGAUGGAAAGGACUGAAAAUCACUGGCCUGAAUUUUGUCCUUGUUCCCUCAACUUACUCUCAGUGAAGGACAAAUUAAACACUGCCACCCCCCACCCCACCCUUUUUAAGGGAAAACAACUUGCACCUGACUGAUUUUGACUUCUGAGGAUGUCAAGUGCCGUUUAGGUCGUAGCAUCUUUAGGUGCUGUCCAUGCUGGUCUAACUACAUUACGAUGGGUCUGCUUCCCCUGGGUGGGUGAUUCACACAGGUACCUCUGCCACAAAUAGGACUGUGGUCCAUUGAUUUAUUGCCCUCUUUUACUUUAUCAACAUCUGGCAGACAAGAGAUUCCUGCCUCAUGGCAAAAGGGGAAUUAUGGUGAGUUACUUUUCUUAUAAUUUAUUUCAUGAAGCCCACUGUGCAUUUUAAUGCAUAGAGGGGGAAAGAUAAUAUCCUGUGUUUGCCACCAGUAUCCAGCAUAACGUUUUAAAGGGGAAUUAGGCAUUUGAAAGUAUAGCAUCUUAUGUGAUUAUAAAUAGAAGUGAACUAUAUGUUUAUUUAUGUAUCUAGUUAUCAGGAAAAGGGAAUGAUAUAACCUCUUGUUGUCAGUGCUAUCUGAGCACUCCACUUACUUGGCAACCCAGGCCAUGGAACGGUCACCUGCACCCAGAACAUUCUGGUGCAGGGUUGGCCCUACAGCAUCCCCAGGAGUGCCAACAUGUACUGCAGGUUCAGCAGAAGCAUUGCUGGCCUGGGUCCUAGUCCUGAUAGGUUGCUGUGUUGAAAUAACUUUAUUUUAUCCCCUCAAAGUCUAGAAAGAGUAUGCAGAUACUCAACUUUAUGAUGGAUUUAUCAUAAAUUGAAAAUAUUGUAAAAAAUGUAUUGAAUGUGCCCCAGCUAGGUGGCUCAGUUGGUUGGAGUGUUGUCCUGUGCACCAAAAAGGUUGUUAAUUCAAACCGCCGUUGGGGAGCAUAUGGGAUUUCUAUCUCCCUUCCUGUCUUUCUAAAAUCAAUAAACAUAUCCUUGGGUGAGGGUUAAAAAAAAUGUAUUCAACACAUCUAACCUACUGAACAUCAUAGCUUAGCCCAGCCAGUUUCUACUGAGUACUUAUUACUUUUUAUCAUAGUAAAUCUGAAAAAAUUGUUAAAGUCGAACCACUGUAUGUCAACUGUCUGCAAAUACAAAAUAAACAGAUGGGUGUUUUUACUUAAGCAAUCUUGCAAAGAGCCGUUUGCCUAAGGGAAACGGCCACUUUUCUAAGUACCAUGAAGGAACACUGUUGUCAUUGUAUGCCUUUGGGGUGGGUUUGUAACUGGGAUUGAUAAACUGGUAUUUUUUGGUUCCUAUGUACAUACUGGAAGAAUCCUUUCAUAAUAAA
Messenger RNA from Molossus molossus (Pallas's mastiff bat), 2701 nucleotides. RefSeq names its product tetratricopeptide repeat domain 19 (gene TTC19). The transcript has 10 exons. Gene Ontology annotation, cellular component: mitochondrial inner membrane. NCBI's taxonomy places the organism in Eukaryota, Metazoa, Chordata, Mammalia, Chiroptera, Molossidae. The record is from RefSeq and is a predicted model, not a curated record. Gene Ontology annotation, molecular function: protein binding. The coding region runs from base 41 to 1159 and encodes 372 amino acids. Gene Ontology annotation, biological process: mitochondrial respiratory chain complex III assembly.